AUGGAGGGACGAAAGUGGGAGGAGCUAAACAUGGACUGUUUGGUGAAUGUGUUUCGAAGAGUGGGAAUGGAGUCAUUGCUCUCGGAUGUUCCCUUUGUAUGCAAGUCAUGGUACAAAGCAAGCCUUGAUCCUAAGUGCUGGGAGCGUCUCAUUUUUCCAAAAUACAUCAAACCUGAUGAUAUAUGGGACAACAGCCCCUUGGAAGAAAGGUUGAUGAUGGAAUAUCAAGAAAGUUUCCGUGUCACUGCAUUCAUAAAGUCUGUGGUUGCCCGUAGCCAGAGACGCGCUACUGUACUUACGCUCCCCACCUGCUGCACCGAAGAGGCAUUGGAGUAUGCUGCUAACGAGUCUCCCUCAUUGAAGGCUUUGCGUUUGCAUGAUGAUCUACUUUUCAAAAAAUCAACUAUUAUUCCAAAACUGAUAAGCAAGUGGAAAAAUCUGGAGAUGUUGUCACUGGGGAGCAGACAUAACAUGGAGGAAAUCCUAGCCCAAAUCAGUCUUCACUGCAACAACUUCAUUAUGCGAUUUGCUCCACGAAUAUAUGUUGGGGAAGAUGAAGCGACAGCUAUAGUCACCUCAUUGCCAAACCUUAAGUACUUGUUUCUAAAGGGAUCAGCAAUUGAGUGGGAAAAUCUAGUGAUGGUAUUGCAGGCUGCAAAAAGCUCCUAUGUUUGGACGUCAGGAAAUGCAUUGGAUUUGAGGAGAAUGAUGCUGAGAUAUUGGCACUUGCUUCCCAUAUUCCUACAUUCAUGUGUAAAGGUUCUAUCUAUGAGGAAUAUGACACAUAUAUUGUUAACCUAA
Vitis riparia (riverbank grape) is the source of this 801-nucleotide messenger RNA. Its product is annotated as F-box/LRR-repeat protein At3g48880-like. The transcript has 2 exons. Bases 1 to 801 code for a protein of 266 amino acids. The record is from RefSeq and is a predicted model, not a curated record. Gene Ontology annotation, molecular function: protein binding. Lineage: Eukaryota; Viridiplantae; Streptophyta; Magnoliopsida; Vitales; Vitaceae.